Cuscuta campestris is the source of this 1512-nucleotide messenger RNA. NCBI's taxonomy places the organism in Eukaryota, Viridiplantae, Streptophyta, Magnoliopsida, Solanales, Convolvulaceae. The record is from the annotation of a GenBank genome assembly.
CAAAUAUCUGAUAUAUCUCCCUUUCCAUCCUAUAUCUUCCUCUUCUAUCAUUCCUGCCAGAAUCCUUAUCCGGAAAACGAGGGAAUCCCAUUUUCUGAUAGAUUGAAUGCCAAAUUUUUUGAAUCAGGCAUCAAACGUUCAUCACACGAAUCUCAGUGAAUUUAUGUAAAUAUACAACUGAAAAGCUGCGAUGGGCGAAGAAGCGAAAAUUGGUGACUACGGCGGCGGAAAUGAGGACAGGGUGGCGGAGUGGGAGGAAGGCCUUCCGAGCGCAGAUGAUCUCACUCCACUCUCACAGGCGUUGAUCCCGCCGGAAUUGGCUUCGGCGUUUCGGAUUCCUCCGGAGCCGUGUAGAACUAUGCUGGACGUUAAUCGCGCAUCGCAGUCGGCGUUUUCUUCUCUCCGGGGAGGUCAGUCUCAAACGCUCUCAUCAUCUCCGAAUAAUUUGAAUCUCAAGCCGCUCAGCGAUGAGAGGAACAGGGAGCAGAUCUCCGCGGACGACGACACGGAUCCGAGCCGGGACGGAUCCGAAUCGAGGAAGACAAGGAGGAUUGAGUUCGGAGGGGGAGCGGAGGAGGCCGAUUCGCCGACUCCGAACGAGAGUGGCGCCGGCGACGAUCCGUCGGGGAAGUCGCAGAAGAGACCUAGGCUGGUGUGGACGCCGCAGCUGCACAAGCGGUUCGUGGAUGUGGUGGCGCAUCUCGGGAUAAAAAACGCGGUUCCGAAGACGAUUAUGCAACUGAUGAACGUGGAGGGGCUGACGCGGGAGAACGUCGCGAGCCAUCUGCAGAAAUACAGGCUGUACCUGAAGAGAAUGCAAGGAUUGUCCAACGAAGGACCUUCCUCCUCCGAUCAUCUGUUUGCCUCCACGCCGGUGCCGCCUCAAACCACACAGGAUUCCGGCGGCAGCGUCCACCCAAUCCCACCCAUUCCAAUUCCAUUUCCGGCUCUGCCCCAGGUGCAGAUGAUGCCAAUGCCCGUGAUCGGGAUGCCGGCUCAGGGGCACAAUGGGCAUUUCGGGAUUCCAAACGGCGGAGCAUCAAAUGCCUUCCACCAUCACCAGUACAAUCUGAUGCAGCAGAGAGGUUGGGCAGGGAGCAGAUAUGGUGCAUAUCAUAAUCUUUCUCCUGCAGAUUAAUAAUGCUGUGGCUCAAGAACGAUUGAGGCUACUCUAAUAAUGAGCCAUUUGCUCCAAGAAGAUUCCAAUUCCAGUUCAAUAUUUUGGGGAAUUCUACUACUAUACCAUUAAGUUGGUACCCAGCCCCCUAUUUUGUGCAUUUUCCAAAAUUAGGAAGAGGGGGUGCUCAAUUGGACCAAUACUGUUUCGCGCUCCUCGCCGGGUAUCAAUUCCUCCCCAAAAAUGCUCACGGGUUGAUUCGAAAAAAACAAGGUUGCUGGGGUUUUCAUUGUUUUCUAAGAAUUUUGGGAUAUUGCAUUUGCUUUAAAGGGAGGGUCGGGUUUCUUGGGUGGGAUUGUGAUUGUGGAGCGUGCUAAGAAAUACUGCUCUCUUUG